This is a messenger RNA of Nymphaea colorata (pocket water lily), 827 nucleotides long. Its product is annotated as 60S ribosomal protein L34. Gene Ontology annotation, biological process: ribosome biogenesis; translation. The coding region runs from base 171 to 533 and encodes 120 amino acids. Gene Ontology annotation, cellular component: cytosolic large ribosomal subunit; ribosome. Gene Ontology annotation, molecular function: structural constituent of ribosome. The record is from RefSeq and is a predicted model, not a curated record. The transcript has 5 exons. Lineage: Eukaryota; Viridiplantae; Streptophyta; Magnoliopsida; Nymphaeales; Nymphaeaceae.
CUCCAGCCCUCUUUGAUGUUUCUAAGGCCAUUUCAGUCUUUUUCCUCUCUGGUUAAAGGAAUUAGGGUUCGAAACCUCUCUCUUUUCAACUCUCCCUCUGCAACCCACCGUCUUCGGGGUGGUCGUCGCCGUCGGACCCGAGCGUAUCGGUGAGAGAAGGUAGCGGCACCAUGGUUCAGCGACUCACCUAUCGGAAACGGCAUAGCUAUGCCACCAAGUCCAACCAGACGCGGGUCGUCAAGACUCCUGGUGGUAGGCUAGUGUAUCAAACCUCAAAGAAGAGAGCCAAGGGUCCUAUUUGCCCUGUGACGGGGAAGAGGAUUCAGGGGAUUCCUCACCUGAGGCCUACUGAGUACAAGAGAUCUAGAUUAGCAAGGAACAGGAGGACUGUCAACAGAGCUUACGGUGGAGUUUUGUCAGGCGGUGCUGUUAGAGAGAGGAUCAUCCGGGCUUUCUUGGUUGAAGAGCAGAAAAUUGUUAAGAAGGUCCUGAAGAUCCAGAAAGCCAAGGAAAAGCAGGCUGCUAAGAGUUAAGAGACUCAAAGUCAAACACUUCCACCUGGUAGAAAAUUUUGAUUUAGUUGAUGGCGAUCUUGGAGAAUUCGUCUUGGUGAAUAUUUUAGCGAGUGAUUUGUUUGGCAGAAAACAGUUGGACAUGCAUUAGCUAUAUGCACUUCUGCAUUUUGACGACAUUUCAUGGCUGUCUAUGUUGGGAGUUUUAAUUUUGUUUUAUAUUAUUUGUUUCUGUUCUGCUUCUCUAAAUUACUCUGUUAAGGUUUAAUAUACUUUUGGUAGACAUCAAAUGAUAAGAUGAUUUGAUGGCUGGCA